Messenger RNA from Phytomonas sp. Hart1, 2952 nucleotides. NCBI's taxonomy places the organism in Eukaryota, Euglenozoa, Kinetoplastea, Trypanosomatida, Trypanosomatidae. The record is from the annotation of a GenBank genome assembly.
AUGUUGUCGGCAAAAGCAUUACUUGCUCUCCUCAGAGAAACUAAUGAGGCUGUGAUCUUUUUCGCACUCAAGCGUUUAGUGGAUUUGAUGGACACUUUCUGGUGUGAGAUAGCUGCGGACUUACCCCUAAUUGAGGAGCUCCAAGAGUCUGAAAGCUUGAGCCUCAAAACUCGAAAACUGGCGGCCCUGGUGACUUCGCAGGUGUAUUUUCAUCUUGGUGCCUACGACGACUCUGUUCACCACGCUCUACAGGCGGGAGAGGCUUUUGAUGGAAUGGAGAGGUCCCUUUUUACGGAUACCAUUCUGAGCCGCUGCAUUGAUCAAUAUAUAGAACAGCAAAAACAGGAGGAGCAGAAAGAAGGCGAACUUAAGAAGGUUGAUCCGCGUCUCGAAACGCUCUUUUUGAAUUUGACCAAGCAGUGGGUACAAAAUAAUGAGAGCGUAGAGGAAAUAAAGGAACUCGUCGGCUUGACGAUUCUUUCUCGGCGGAUCGAUUUUCUCGAAAUUGUUUUGAAGCAAUGCCUUAAGCGAGGCGAGUCUUCCGACAUCCUGAACUUCACUUUCAACACGGCAAACGUGUUGCUCCGCGAUAUUGGAUUUCGACGCAAGAUCCUGCGCCUCCUUGCGGUCUUAUAUACCGAAGGGGCUGCCACCAUGGAUUAUUUCUCGAUGGUGCAAUGCCUGCUCUUUCUUUCUGACACUUCUUCCACAGCCAAUCUAAUUCGUGGUUUGAUCAAGGCUGGGGAUACGAUGAUGGCGUAUCAGCUCGCAUUUGACCUCUUUGAACACGGCAGCCAAGAUUUCCUGUCCAUUCUUGUGAAGAAUCUGGAAGGAGAUUCUGUCAUCACCAAUUCAGCCGACAACGGGGCGUCUCUGGCGGUAUCGGCAACACCUGCGGCGGGAAAUGUGGAGGAGGCGAGCAUGGACCCCGCACAAUCCGUCCCACAACCCGCCUUAACUACAGAAGUGGACCCUAUCCAGCGCAACCUGAUAGCGGUUCUCUGUGGUGAAGUAACGUCUAAGCUGUACCUUAAGUUUCUGUACUCCCGCUGCGUUGCCGAUGUGCACAUUCUGAAUCAGAUAAAGAAACGAAUCGAUACCAAAAAGUCUCUUUUGCACAAUGCCACCGUGAUGGCGAACGCCUUGAUGUACAGUGGAACGACCAUUGACGGCUUCUUGCGCGAUAACACCACGUGGCUCGCGCGGGCGGACUAUUGGGCGAAGUUCACCGCCACCGCCUCCGUUGGGGUUAUCCACCGUGGUCAUACAGGGGAGGCUAUGAAGCUCUUGGAUCCAUACCUCCCCAAGGGCAGCCUGCCGGCUUUGCCCUACCAGGAGGGCGGCUCGCUUUAUGCACUGGGGCUUAUUUAUUCUCCUCUGGGACUUUUAAGGGACCACAAGGUGGUUGACUAUCUUAUGGAAAACCUCAGAAAGUAUUCGGAUAAAGCGCCGAUGGUGCACGGCGCGUCCCUUGGCCUUGGUUUGGCCGCGAUGGGGCUUCAGGACGAGAAUAUCUUCGAUACGCUUUUUACCUGCGUGACCGGCAGUGAUGCAGUGGGCGGUGAGGGGGCCGCUGUCGCCAUUGGGAUGCUUCACAUGGGCAGCGGCAACUUCUCGGUCAUCAGCAGCUUGAAAAAUGUGGCCAGCGAGGAGAUGCAAAAGGAGAAAGUCAUUCGUGGAGCUUGUAUGGCGAUGGCCCUGAUUAACCUUGGCCGUGAAAAUGAAGCGCUUGGUCUGGCUAAUGAGCUGCUGGAGAGCGGGGAACCAUGGAUUAGGCUGGGAGGGUGCUUUGUCAUUGGCAUGGCCUUUGCCGGUACUGAAAACACCACCGCCAUUGGUCGUCUAUUACAGGUGACGGUAAAGGACACUUCGGACGAUGUUCGGCGCAAUGCAGCUAUGAUGGUUGGGUUUCUCUCUUUUAGGGACCCUGCACUAUGUUUAUGUCUUGUGCGGAUCCUUGUGGACAGUUAUAAUCCCCAUAUCCGCUAUGGAGUUGCUAUGGCGCUAGGGGUGUGUGCCGCCGGCACGGGUAGCUCUGAGAUUAUUAACGUGCUUUGGGAAAUGAAAGACGACCUGAACGACCUUGUCCGACAGGGUGUGCUUAUUGCCCUUGCCCUUGUCAUGACUCAGCUCACUGAAUACGAGAACUCCAAGGUGAAGGAGUUCCGCCAGCUCUUGGAUGCUAAGAUCGGCGACCGCAGGGAGACGCUUUGCAUCAAGCUUGGCAGCAUACUGGCCUCCGGGCUUUUGGACUGCGGUGGCCGCAAUUGCACCUUCGCCUUACACCGAGAUCGGCAUCGCAUGGAUAAGGCCGUGGCCGGCAUGUUCUUUUUUACGCAGUACUGGUACUGGUAUCCAUAUGUUUAUAUGGUGUCAUUGGCGAUGCUGCCCACUUGCUUUAUUGGCCUUAAUGAUAAACUCGAGAUGCCUGAGUACACUUUCUUAUCUAAUGCUCCGCCUCACCACUACGCCGUCCCAAAGUCCGUACUCCAGGAGAAGAAGGAGGUCAAGUUAUUCGGGGUGCAGGCGGUUGUGCUCUCAACGACGCGGAAAGAAGAGGAACUACAGCGCCAGCGCCGUGGAAAGCAGUCACUUCAUGAGACUGAAAGCAAGGAAAACACGAAGGCCGCCACUGGGUCCGCCGCGGCCAACGAGGGCCCCAACGCCCCUGGCGCUGACCAAAAGAGAGUCUCAAACGCUGAAGCAGACGGCAAAAGCGAUCCGCACGAUACUUCCUGCGAAAUUCUUCACAACCCUGCUCGGGUUACGGCCCACCAGUUUGCUUUCAUUUCACACACCGUCAAUGGCCGCUACGUCCCGCUCAAACCCAACCCCAUCGGUGUGUGCCUCUUAAAGGACACAAUGCCCAAUCUUGGGGAGCAGAAAUUAAUUGUGGCGAUUGACCCUGAUGACAAGGAUGCGCCACCGCCGGAGCCGUUUAUGUAUUCAUAA